AUGGCUGCGCACGUAACUAUGCUUGCGCGCGCAACCACCUCAUCAUUAGUCCUCCUUGUUCUUGCUUUUGUGUUAUCUAUUGUGGUUACAUCAUUUGGUUCACCAGAAUCUGAUGCUCUUUUAAAGUUCAGGGAACAGCUCGCAAACAAUGAGGCUAUUAGCAACUGGAAUCCCUCAGUGAAUCCAUGUGAUUGGGAUAGAUCAAACUGGGUUGGUGUGCUUUGUUUGAAUGGAAGCAUUUGGGGUUUGCAACUUGAACACAUGGGACUCAGCGGUAAUAUUGAUUUGGAUGCACUUGCUCCCUUGUCUUCCUUUCGAACGUUAAGUCUUAUGGACAACAAUUUUAAAGGUCCAUUUCCCGAAAUCAAGAAACUGGGGAAGUUAAAAGCAUUGUAUUUGUCAAAUAACCGAUUCUCAGGAGACAUUCCUGACAACGCAUUUGAAGGCAUGGGUUCAUUAAAGAGACUGUUUUUGGCAAAUAAUCUGCUUACAGGGAAGAUCCCUUCGUCGGUUGGUACCUUGCCUAAGUUAAUGGAAUUGAGGCUUGAAGGAAACCAAUUUGAGGGCCAAAUGCCCAAUUUCCAACAGAAGGGUAUAAAGACAGCAAAUGUGGCCAGCAAUGACUUGGAUGGUCCAAUCCCAGAAGCCCUGAGCAGUAUGAGUCCAAAUUCAUUUGCAGGCAACAAAGGACUAUGUGGACCGCCUCUAGCGCCAUGCAUACCCUCUCCACCACCUUCUACCCCAAAAGCCCCUGGGAAGAAAUUUAGCAUUCUAUAUAUUGUAAUCAUUAUGCUGAUUGUGCUGCUACUGCUAGCAGCCAUUGCAUUUGCUUGGCUUUUAUUUUCCCCAAAAAAAAGGGAAAGACAAACGCAAAGGACGACAUCAUCGGCAGAGAAUUCCAACAAGAUGGUGGCUUCCUACUAUAGAGAUGUACAUAGUGAACUGCCGGAGAGUAGUUCGCAGCCAAAGAAGAAUGAUCAUGGAAAGUUGUCUUUCCUGAAGAAUGAUAUUGAUCAUUUUGAUUUGCAAGACUUGCUUACAGCCUCAGCAGAAGUUUUGGGGAGUGGGACAUUUGGAUCUUCAUACAAAGCUGUUGUCCUUGGACAACCUGUGGUUGUUAAGAGGUAUCGGCAUAUGAACAAUGUGGGGAGAGAAGAGUUUCAGGAACACAUGAGAAGGCUAGGGAGGUUGAAGCAUCCAAACUUGCUGCCUCUUGCAGCGUAUUAUUAUAGGAGGGAAGAGAAGCUUUUGGUUACUGAGUUUGCCGAGAAUGGUAGCUUGGCUAUUCACCUUCAUGGAAAUCAUUCGACGGAAGAAGAUGGACUUGAUUGGCGUAUCCGCUUGAAAAUCAUCAGAGGAGUAGCCAGGGGUUUGGCUUUUCUCUACAAUGAGCUUCCUAUUAUUGCUCCUCAUGGACACCUAAAGUCUUCCAAUGUGCUCCUUGACGAGUCAUUUGAGCCUCUCUUGACAGAUUAUGCUCUAAGACCUGUGAUCAACCCUGAACAUGCCCACAUGUUCAUGAUGGCUUACAAGUCACCUGAGUACGCACAGCAAGGCCGGUCAUCGAACAAGGCAGAUAUAUGGAGUUUUGGCAUAUUAAUACUGGAGAUGUUAACUGGCAAGUUCCCUGAGAACUAUCUAACACCAAGUUAUAAUAGUGAUGCAGACUUAGCAACUUGGGUUAAUAACAUGGUGAAGGAAAAGAAAACAAGUGAAGUGUUUGAUAAGGAAAUGCUGGGAACAAAAAAUAGCAAAGGCGAAAUGAUAAAACUGUUGAAGAUUGCAUUGAGUUGUUGUGAAGAGGAUGUAGAGAGAAGGCUGGACAUUAAUGAAGUCGUUGAUAAGAUUGAGGAAUUGAAAGAAGGAGACGAUGACGAAGAAUGUUUAGGAAGUGAAGGGAAUGCAUUUAGUGUUGGAGGGAAUGAUCAGGAAGGUUUUUCAUUCUCAAUGGAUCGAUGA
Messenger RNA from Dovyalis caffra, 1959 nucleotides. NCBI's taxonomy places the organism in Eukaryota, Viridiplantae, Streptophyta, Magnoliopsida, Malpighiales, Salicaceae. The record is from the annotation of a GenBank genome assembly.